Cyprinus carpio (common carp) is the source of this 2586-nucleotide messenger RNA. Its product is annotated as spastin. The record is from RefSeq and is a predicted model, not a curated record. Bases 145 to 1863 code for a protein of 572 amino acids. Gene Ontology annotation, cellular component: microtubule cytoskeleton. The transcript is spliced from 16 exons. Gene Ontology annotation, molecular function: ATP hydrolysis activity; ATP binding. NCBI's taxonomy places the organism in Eukaryota, Metazoa, Chordata, Actinopteri, Cypriniformes, Cyprinidae.
GACCAUUUUCACCAAACACAGCAGUGACUUCCGCGAUCGAUGCGGGCAAAAACAAACAGGAGAACCGACACAGCCGAGAAAUAUAACUCUUCCUCGUCAAACCCACGGCGGCCAGUUAUGGUAUGGAGAGCCCGAAUAGGGUGAAUGAAUUCUGGGUACAGAGCGAGACAGAUAGGACCAGCGCGCGCAGGAGGACGCACCUGCGGACAGGUGUCUGACGGAACCGGCCAGAGUCCGCUGGACCGGCUGCGCUCGUUCAUCCGAAUCCUCCGCAGGCUCCCGGUGUCGCUGCUAAGAGCUCUCCUCCUGCUCCUCCUGUGUCUGACCCGGCCGAUCCGCCGAGCCAUGGCGGCCAGAGCCAAAGACCGCGGCUCCGAGGGCUGCGAGGAAACCGGAGACCGGAUCCGAGACUACCACAAACAAGCGUUCGAGUUCAUCUCUUUGGCUCUGCAGAUCGAUGAGGACGAGAAAGGUGAUAAGGAGCAGGCGGUGCAGUGGUACAGGAAAGGCAUCACUGAGCUGGAGAAAGGCAUCCGUAUCCAGGUCACUGGAGCUGGUGAGAAGGCAGACAGAGCAAGAAAGCUUCAGAACAAAAUGACCAGCAACCUCACCAUGGCCCAAGACCGGCUGGAGCUCCUGGGCAAACUGCUUUCAAAGUCCCCAGCAGAGGGCUGUUCUGAUCACACUGGCCUGUCUUUCUCCAAUGGGAACCUGCGUCCAGUUGCAGGCAGUGGAGCAGUUUCCAAAAAGAAGGACACUCUCACAAUCACAAAUCCAUCCCAUGUGCGACCCAAAAACACACCCAAAUCUGCCCCUGCUGCCCUGCGCCGCAUACCUUCAACCGGUCAGGGCGGCAGGACCGGCCCUCAGAGCAACCUGAAGGGGCCCCCAGCAAGAGCCGGUAACAGACAGAACACCGGCAACACUGCCACAGCGUCACCUCAGAGGAAAAAAGACAUGAAGAACUUUAGAAAUGUGGACAGCAAACUGGCCAACCUCAUCCUCAAUGAGAUCGUAGACAGUGGUGUUGCGGUGCAGUUCGAUGACAUAGCAGGGCAGGAAUUGGCAAAACAGGCACUGCAGGAAAUCGUUAUCCUGCCUGCUCUACGUCCAGAGCUGUUUACUGGUCUCAGGGCUCCUGCUAGAGGCCUCCUGCUCUUCGGCCCGCCUGGAAUUCGUGGAAAUGGGAAGAACCCAUCCGGUAAAACACAAACAAAGAGCUUUUUUUUUACACCAUCAAUUCAUGAGACAAUGGGAGAGGGCGAGAAACUGGUUCGAGCUUUGUUUGCGGUUGCUAGGGAACUGCAGCCGUCAAUCAUCUUCAUCGAUGAGAUUGACAGUCUGCUCUGUGAGAGGAGGGAGGGCGAGCAUGACGCCAGCAGAAGACUCAAAACAGAGUUCCUCCUCGAGUUUGAUGGAGUGCAGUCAGGAGGAGAUGAUGACCGUGUGUUAGUGAUGGGAGCCACUAACAGGCCUCAGGAGCUUGAUGAGGCAGUUCUUAGGCGGUUCGCUAAACGCAUUUAUGUGGCUUUACCUACAGAGGAGACUCGUCUGAAGCUGCUCAAGAACCUCCUCAGCAAACACAGAAACACUUUAUCUCAGAAAGAGCUGAGUCAGUUAGCCAGGAUGACUGAGGGUUAUUCCGGCAGUGAUCUGACCUCACUGGCUAAAGACGCUGCUCUUGGUCCCAUACGAGAACUGAGGCCUGAUCAAGUGAGGAACAUGCCAGCCGAUAAGAUGAGGGACAUCAGUUUCUCUGAUUUUGAAGAUUCGCUCAAGAGGAUAAAGCGGAGCGUCAGUCCUCAAACGCUGGAUCAGUACGUCCGCUGGAACAAACAGUACGGAGACACAACAGCCAUAUGACACCCACACGCAAGAAGGUUUUUUACUAAAGACGUGGAAUUAAAAAAAAAAAAGAAAGAAAAAGGAAUUUGUAUAAUUUUGUCUUUUCUGCGACUUUGCUUUUGCCUCUGAUCUGGAGACGGAGUCGUUUGGAGCUCAGGCUGAGAUUUGCUUUGACUGAAUUACACCAGAGAUCAAGACCAUGUGGAUGGCAAAGCAUGACAAAAACCUUCCCCUUGAUUGGUGUGUGAAUGAUAAAGCACUUGGCGUCUUUGGUGUUCUAGAUGCAUUUGUUCCUCUCUUAUUUUGUUUUUGAUUCAUGUAUCCAGAUAAAUCGAAUCCUCAAUGGCGGUGUGAUGUGCUGAAGUCAAUCAAGUAGCACGUGGGGAUUCCGUUGAUAAAUGAACGAUAUAAAGGAUGUAUUGUUUGAUCUCAUGAUUAGAAACCAUUCAGACUGCAUGUGUAUUUGGGUUGAUCAGCACUCCUCGCGUUUUUUUUCAUUUGCAGGCACUAGAGGGCAUCAGUUGAGACCGUAUUCGUGAAUGUCUUCUGCUAAGUAGUACUGAAGUCAUGAUAUUGCUCCAUGUACAAAUGUUUUUCAAGUCUGCUGUGUCUUUAAUAAUGUUAAACUUUAAAAGGUUUGCAAUGAGUAUUUGGGAAACGUUUUGAUUCAAGUGCUUAACAGAUUUGUGUACAUGUACUAACGGUGUUGUUUUAAAUUGAAAAAAAAAAAUUGUUUUGAAG